This is a messenger RNA of Baudoinia panamericana UAMH 10762, 897 nucleotides long. RefSeq lists its product as uncharacterized. NCBI's taxonomy places the organism in Eukaryota, Fungi, Ascomycota, Dothideomycetes, Mycosphaerellales, Teratosphaeriaceae. The coding region runs from base 1 to 897 and encodes 298 amino acids. The record is from RefSeq and is a predicted model, not a curated record. The transcript has a single exon.
AUGCAGCUCUCACAUGCGCAUGAAGACAAGUUCGCCGCUAUCGGUGGUAUUGCGCAGCGUGUAUCUGAGCUUACUGGCGACGAGUACAUCGCUGGGCUGUUUAGAAGGGACUUUAUCAAGCAACUUCAGUGGUAUGUCCCUUACCAGACUGAUUUACUAAGGUAUAGGCCCACCAAAUGGCGAGCGCCAUCCUGGAGCUGGGCUUCCCUAGAUCGGGGCGUGAUCUAUGAUUUCCGGAGAGUAGGUCGCGAAAUGGUUUCGCUAGUCCGGUAUGAUUUAUCACACGUCGACCUCAAUAAUCCUUACGGUGCCAUGACCGCCGCCAGCGUGACCCUUUCUGGCCGUCUGAUCGAAGGUAGCGUGGCAAUGAUUGGUUUCCGGGCCGGAGAAAGCGUGCUAAUGACCCUUUCUGGCCGUCUGAUCGAAGGUAGCGUGGCAAAGAUUGGUUUCCGGGCCGGAGAAAGCGUGCUAAGGCUUCAGUUUGGUGCCAUACGGAUGGAAGGAUCUAUUCGUGAGCUCUCGGAAGAUGUAAUGGAGGGCCCGGUAUUGAUAAAGCCUGACACAACCAAUUUCGACGGCGUAGGCGCUGGGUCUGACGAUGCGAUCUUCUUGCUGAUACUGGGAUGGCAAUGGCGGUUCGGAAGAGGACCCGAUUCCGGUGAAACCCUUUCGGAAAGGGCAGUCCAAGAUUGCGAAGCUACAACGGUGUUUCCGGAGGAAGAUCGUUGGGCCGAUAUCGCUUUGUCCGGUCUAGUGCUGCAGCGCUCUGGGCCAGAUGCCUAUUCACGAUGCGGGAAUUUCCGGACGUACCCUUAUUCGCGGCCAUCAUCGGUUGAGGUACCACAGCUCUUGCGUCAAUGGACGCAGGCAAGAGAGCAGAAGAUCCUACUAGUAUAA